This is a messenger RNA of Columba livia (rock pigeon), 2697 nucleotides long. RefSeq names its product protocadherin alpha-2-like. Gene Ontology annotation, molecular function: calcium ion binding. Bases 1 to 2697 code for a protein of 898 amino acids. NCBI's taxonomy places the organism in Eukaryota, Metazoa, Chordata, Aves, Columbiformes, Columbidae. The transcript has a single exon. The record is from RefSeq and is a predicted model, not a curated record. Gene Ontology annotation, cellular component: plasma membrane. Gene Ontology annotation, biological process: homophilic cell-cell adhesion.
AUGGGCGAGUGGUGGGGGCCCGUGGUGCGGGUGCUGGUGCUGCAGGCGGCCUGGGCGCUGGUCGGCGGGCAGGUGCGGUACUCGGUGCCGGAGGAAGCCAAGGCCGGGACGGUGGUGGGGCGUCUGGCGCAGGACCUGGGCCUGGAGGCGGGCGAGGCGGAGGCGCGGCGGCUGCGGCUGGUGUCGCAGGGCCGGCGGGCGAGCGUGGAGGUGAGCGGGGCGAGCGGGGCGCUGGUGGUGAGCUCGCGGCUGGACCGGGAGGAGCUGUGCGGGAAGAGCGCGCCGUGCGCCCUGCGCCUGGAGGUGCUGGUGGAGCGGCCGCUGCGCGUGUUCCACGUGGAGCUGGAGGUCGCCGACAUCAACGACAACGCCCCGCUCUUCCCCUCCGCCCGGAGAAACCUCAGCAUCGCGGAAUCGUCGCUGCCAGGGUCUCGGUUCCCUCUGGAGGGCGCGUCAGAUGCAGAUAUCGGAGCUAAUGCGCAGCUCUCCUAUGCACUCAGUCCCACGGAGCAUUUCAGAAUAGAGGAAGAAAACAGUAACUCGCGCAGUAAAUCCCUGUUUCUGGUGCUCACGAAAGCACUAGACCGCGAGACGCUGCCUGUGCACCGGUUGGUGCUGACGGCGAGUGACGGGGGCCGGCCGUCUCUGACGGGCACGAUGGAGCUGGUGAUCUCGGUGCUGGACGCGAACGACAACGCGCCCCAGUUCAACCAGACUGUGUACAAUGUGCAUUUGCCCGAAGACUCCUUAAAGGGGAAACUGGUUACCCAAGUGACAGCAGUGGAUCUAGACGAGGGACUAAAUCGAGAAAUUACUUAUGAAAUGGAUACGGUUGUUCCUUCUUCUGCUUCAGAUGUAUUCAACGUUGAUGCAAAAAGCGGGGAGAUCAGACUUACGGGUGCCCUGGAUUUUGAGACAGUUGCUUUCUAUGACGUACAAAUUAAAGCGACAGAUAAGGGGACGCCCCCUUUGUCGGGUCACUGCAAGGUGGUGGUGGAGGUGCUGGACGUGAACGACAACGCGCCGGAGGUGUGGGUGACGUCGCUGUCGGUGCCGGUGCCGGAGGACGCGUCGGUGGGAACGGUGGUGGCGCUGCUGAGCGUGUCGGACCGGGACUCGGGGGCGAACGGUCGUGUGCGCUGCGCGGUGUGGCCGGCGGCGCCGUUCGGGCUGGUGUCGACGUUCGCGGGGUCGUACUCGCUGGUGCUGCGGGAGGCGCUGGACCGGGAGCGGGUGUCGGAGUACGAGGUGGAGGUGCGGGCGGAGGACGGCGGGUCGCCGUCGCUGCGCGGCCGUCGCGGGGUGCGGGUGCCGGUGUCGGACGUGAACGACAACGCGCCGGCGUUCGCGCAGGCCGUGUACACGGUGCUGGCGCGGGAGAACAACGCGGCGGGCGCGGAGCUGGCGCGUCUGUGGGCGCGGGACCCGGACGAGGCGGACAACGGGCGCGUGCGGUACUCGGUGUGGGAGGGCGGCGUGGGCGGUGUCGCGUCGGCGGGCGGGGGGUGGCGUCCGGCGUCGAGUUACGUGUCGGUGGACGCGGAGAGCGGGCGUCUGUGGGCGCUGCAGCCGUUGGACUACGAGGAGGUGCAGGUGCUGCAGUUCGAGGUGCGGGCGGUGGACGCGGGGGAGCCGCCGCUGUGCGGCAACGCCACGGUGCAGCUGUUCGUGGUGGACGAGAACGACAACGCGCCGGCGCUGCUGCCGUAUGGAAGCGGCGGGCCGGGGCCCGGGGCGUCGGGCGAGGCGGCGUCGGGGCCGGACUCGGGGGCGCUGUGGGCGUGGGCUGCGUGGGGGGCGCCGGCGGGGCAGGUGGUGGCGAAGAUCCGCGCGGUGGACGCGGACUCGGGCUACAACGCGUGGCUGCGCUACGAGCUGUGGGAGCCGCGGGGGAAGGGCCCGUUCCGCGUGGGGCUGUACAGCGGCGAGGUGAGCACGACGCGGGCGCUGGAGGAGGCGGACGGCCCGCGGCAGAGGCUGGUGAUCGUGGUGCGGGACCACGGGGAGCCGGCGCGCUCGGCCACGGCCACGCUGAGCGUGUCGCUCAUGGAGGGCGCCGAGGCGGCGCUGGCGGCUGCGGGCUCGUCGUUGUCAUCAGGGGCGGUGCUUCGUGCGGGGCUGCGUCCGGCAGAGGGUGGCGCGGCAGCGACAGGAGCGGCGGCGACAACGAACGUGUGGCUGGUGGUGGCCAUCUGUGCGGUGUCGAGCCUGUUCCUGCUGGCGGUGGUGCUGUACGGGGCGUCGCGGUGGGCGCCGCGGGCGGGCGUGCUGUCGGGGCCCGGGCCGGCGACCCUGGUGUGCGCCAGCGAAGUGGGGAGCUGGUCGUACUCGCAGCGCCAGAGCCGGAGCCUGUGCGUGGCGGACGGCGCGGGCAAGAGCGACCUCAUGGUUUUCAGCCCCAACUUCCCGCCGCCGCCCGGCCCCGCGGCGAAGGAGACGCAGCCGGAGCCGCCCGCUCUUCUGGACACGGUCAGUGUCGCCCACUACCUUGCCUUUCGCUCCUUUCCCCCCGUCCCUUCUGUCCUCCGUGUCCCUUCUGUCCUGUUCCCUGAGCAGGCGGUGAUGGGACCCCGGCUGAGUCCCCGGGACCUGCGGGUAGUGGGUGCUUUGCAGGUUCUCAGGGAUGUGAAAGGGAUUUUUGCAUCAGCCUUGGCGUCCUUGGCAGAGCCCCUCGCUUCUUGCUGUGUGGGCAGCUAA